Molecule: messenger RNA, 927 nt
Organism: Bombina bombina (fire-bellied toad)
Lineage: Eukaryota; Metazoa; Chordata; Amphibia; Anura; Bombinatoridae
Product: olfactory receptor 5V1-like
Exons: 1
Coding region: 1-927 (308 amino acids)
Biological process (GO): G protein-coupled receptor signaling pathway
Cellular component (GO): membrane
Molecular function (GO): olfactory receptor activity; G protein-coupled receptor activity
Source: RefSeq, a predicted model, not a curated record
AUGAAAAAUCAGACCGUAUUGUCAGAGUUUCUAUUAAUAGGAUUUUCAAGCCUUCACCAGUUCCAGUUUUAUCUCUUCAUGAUCUUCCUUCUCAUCUACCUGAUGACUCUGACAUGGAACCUUCUCAUCUUUCUCCUGAUCAUCACAGACUCUCACCUCCACACCCCCAUGUACUUCUUCCUAAGUAACCUGGCUUGUAUAGACAUCUGCUGCUCCUCAGUCAUUACCCCGCGGAUGCUCUUUGACUUAUACACUCAGAGUUUGACGAUCUCAGUAUCAGCUUGUUUUUUACAAUUUUCUGUAUACAGCUUUCUAGCAUCUUCUGAAAUAAUCUUGUUGGCUGUGAUGUCCUGUGACCGAUAUGCUGCUAUCUGUCAUCCUCUACAUUAUAUGACAAUUAUGCAUUGGAAGGUUUGUGCCGGAUUAGCUUCAGGUGUGUGGGCCGUUGGUCUUGUUUACACAAUUUGUCAUGCUCUGUAUAUUCUCAAAUUACAAUUCUGUGGCUCAAACAUAAUACACAGUUUCUUCUGUGACCUGCCCCAGUUGCUUCUUAUCUCUUGUGGUGAUACCUCUAUCUAUAACUUUCUCAUUUUACUUUUAGAAGGACUAUAUUCAGUAUUCACUUUAGUGGUAACUUUUGGUCCUUAUAUAAAUAUAUUUGACACAGUGCUAAGACUUCAGGGUAAGAGUAGCAGAUUUAAAGCUUUCUCCACUUGCACUACACAUCUGUCUGUUGUCUUUUUAUUUUAUGGUACUGCAUUUGUUAAUUACUUUUCACCAAAAUCAAGAGACUCUAUUGUUGAUAACAAGUUACUUUCCGUGUGUUAUACUAUAGUGUCUCCCCUGUUAAAUCCAGUGAUCUACAGUCUUAGGAACAAAGACAUUAAAGACUCACUAAGAAGAACUGUGCAAAAUGUGAACAAAUAG